This is a messenger RNA of Lutzomyia longipalpis, 2459 nucleotides long. RefSeq names its product peptidylglycine alpha-hydroxylating monooxygenase (gene Phm). The record is from RefSeq and is a predicted model, not a curated record. Gene Ontology annotation, cellular component: extracellular region. The transcript is spliced from 4 exons. Lineage: Eukaryota; Metazoa; Arthropoda; Insecta; Diptera; Psychodidae. Gene Ontology annotation, molecular function: copper ion binding; oxidoreductase activity, acting on paired donors, with incorporation or reduction of molecular oxygen, reduced ascorbate as one donor, and incorporation of one atom of oxygen. Bases 380 to 1435 code for a protein of 351 amino acids.
CUCUCGAACAAUAGCCACGGAGGAGUCGCAACAUCUCCAAGCAGGAGAGGUCUUUUUCAGUCACUCACGGAGUCUGGUCAGUGUGGGGGUGCAUUUUGGUAGUUGUGGGACAUUUUUUUGUGCGACGGUAAUGCCAGGCAGGUGCCCAUUGUUGCGCUCCUUGGAACAUUCUGGGUGCUCACGAAAGUAAGGAAUUCUCUGUGUUUAUGCCCGCUAAAGUGUGUGCACGAGGUGUGACGAUGCUGAGUGGGGUGUGGAAUUGAAAUUGCUUCAAGGUGUCAUUUUUGCGUGACUCUCGGAGGUGCGCCAUAUGUGAAGAAUCGUGAGGUGGCAGUGCAAGAAGAACUUUCCUCCCGUAAACACAUACGCGCAUUGAGCAAUGGAGCUUUUCCAUAUGGCACUGAGGAUCACCUGUGGGAUCAUCCUUGUCUCCCUGGCGAGGAUGACGAUGGCUAAGCACGCUCCCAUUGGACGGUAUCCCAUUCUCAUGCCCAACGUCCAUCCAGACAGGCCUGAAUUGUACCUCUGUACACCUGUUAAAGUGGACUACACAAAAAAUUACUACAUUGUGGGCUUUGAACCCAAUGCUACGAUGAAUACAGCCCAUCAUAUGCUUCUCUAUGGAUGCGGAAAGCCCGGCACAAAUCGCCCUGUUUGGGAUUGCGGGGAGAUGUCACGGCACAUGAUGAUGAAUGAGUACGACGAUGAAUCCUUCAGUCCGUGCGGAAAGGGAGCACACUCCCAAAUAAUCUACGCCUGGGCCAGGGAUGCUCCCAAGUUGGAGCUUCCCGAUGGAGUUGGCUUCAAGGUGGGCCUUGACUCGCCCAUUAAGUACAUCAUCCUGCAGGUUCACUAUGCUCACGUUGAUCAGUUCAAAGACGGAAGCCGCGACGAUUCUGGCAUCUUCAUUCACUACACUUUGGAACCAAUGCCAAAGCAAGCAGGAGUCCUACUACUGGGUACAGCUGGGGAAAUCCUCCCACAUAGUGUGGAGAAAAUGGAAGCAUCGUGCGAUAUAACGGAACACAAGGAAAUUCAUCCAUUUGCCUACAGAACCCACACCCACGGGCUUGGGAAGGUUGUUUCGGGGUAUCGUGUACGGCGAGAUGAUCAAGGUGUCGAUCACUGGACUCUCCUGGGCAAGAGGGAUCCCCUCACACCGCAAAUGUUCUACCCUGUUGAAAAUCGCGAACCAAUUCGCUUUGGGGAUCGCCUCGCGGCACGAUGCACCAUGAAGAGCGAUCGGGAUACCAUCACGAGAAUUGGUGCAACGAAUGAGGACGAAAUGUGCAAUUUCUACUUGAUGUACUACGUAAAUAAUGAUGAGCCCCUCAAUACAAAGUACUGCUUCUCCAUGGGACCGCCGCAGUAUCGCUGGGAAUUCCCAAGUUCCGACCUAAACAACAUUCCUGACAUUGCUGCCAGUACGUUGUAGGUGGGGGAUUGGCGUCAAAUUGAAAGUAAAAAUCACAUCAAAGUGCAACGCAGGGUAGCCAAAAGAAGCACAAAAAAAUGAAAUAAAAAAAUAAGGGAAACUAAUUACUAAGAAAAUCACAGCCUGGACUCUAAAAAAAUCUACAGAGAAAUAUUCCAAAAUUUUCCCGCCAUAUUUCGUAAGUUUCUGGAGAAAAUAAAGAAAUUCCUCCCAAUCAAAGGGAAUUCAUCAAUUCAACAAAUGAAAUCAUAUCUUUGAGUGAAAUUUUAAUGAUGGAAGAAGCGCAGCUAUUUUAGAGUAGAUUUUUAGAUUGGACAAUUUUCACAAUAUGAGUAAAAUCCCUUUUAAAGGUGGAGGCUGAUGGAGUUGAUUUAUAUAUAUUUUUCUAUAAAAAUAACUAUAAAUUAUAUAUAAAUGUACCUUCCCCAAUCACUUUUUCCCUAUUCUCUAUGACUCUAUUGCAUUAGAUUGCAAACCUAUGAAAAAGAAACUUUACACUGUGAAUAUCCCAAUAUCGAUUUCUCACAAUGAUCUAGUCAGAGAUAAAAAAAAAUAAAAAUAUAUAUAUAUUAAAAGAAAAAACCUUUAAAAAAGAAUAUAAAAUGAUGUUAGGACAUACAUAAGAAACUAUAAAAAGUAAGAUUAAAAAAAGAAUGAAGUAAAAAUUAAAACAAAAAUAAAUUUAAAUGUGAAGAAAAAUGAUUUUAUCUUCAAGAAUGGUUCUAUUAAAUAUUGUCCAAGCGUUGAGCGAUGGUACAACAUUCAAUCAGGAAGAAAUGGGUUGUUUUAUGUGUGAAGAAUGGCAUUUAUAUUUACAAAGAGAUUUGUGUCUAAAAAAAGGACCGAUUGUGGGCUGUUGAGAGGAAAUUUUAAAUUUAUAUUUAAUUCCUCAAAUCGUUGGAAAAUUAAUGAAAAGAAGAGAAAGUUGAAUAGAUUGAUAAGAUAUCAAUUAUUUUUCUGUAUAAAACAUUCCUAUUAUUGUAUAUCAAAUAUUAUUAUUAAAUUUAUCUAUAAACCUUUAGAA